This is a messenger RNA of Sorghum bicolor (sorghum), 1163 nucleotides long. RefSeq names its product probable calcium-binding protein CML15. Gene Ontology annotation, molecular function: calcium ion binding. The record is from RefSeq and is a predicted model, not a curated record. Lineage: Eukaryota; Viridiplantae; Streptophyta; Magnoliopsida; Poales; Poaceae. The transcript has a single exon. Bases 142 to 741 code for a protein of 199 amino acids.
UCCUCCAUCAACCAAUCACUCCAUCGAUUCUUCAAGGCGUCGCAACAGCCAACCCAAUAAUCAAUCAAUCACCCAGCGACAUCGAUUCCUUCCCGUCGACGAACCACCCCGCCCGCUCCCACCACCACCAGUUCCAAUCCCAUGGGCAAGGUCCGCUCCUUCUUCUCCCGCUCCCGCAGCGGCGGCAGCAAGCGCGGCGCCGCCGGGGCACCAGGCGCGUCCUCGCCCUUCUCCUCCGCGCCGCCCUCCCCUCUGCCUCGUAGGUCGCCGUCGGCGGCGCGGGCCGCGGACGAGACGGAGCGCGUGUUCCGCAAGUUCGACGCGAACGGCGACGGCCAGAUCUCGCGGUGCGAGCUGGCGGCGCUGUUCGCGAGCGUGGGGCACGCGGCCACCGACGACGAGGUGUCGCGGAUGAUGGAGGAGGCCGACGCGGACGGCGACGGGUGCAUCAGCCUGACCGAGUUCGCGGCGCUCAUGGACGCGGCCAGCGCCGACGCCGCCGCCGUCGAGGAGGACCUCAGGCACGCCUUCAUGGUCUUCGACGCCGACGGCAACGGCCUCAUCACCCCCGCCGAGCUCGCCCGCGUCAUGCGAGGCCUCGGCGAGUCCGCCACCGUCGCGCAGUGCCGCCGCAUGAUCCAGGGCGUCGACCGCAACGGGGAUGGCCUCGUCUCCUUCGAUGAGUUCAAGCUCAUGAUGGCCGCCGGCGGCGGCGGGUUCGGCAGGAUCGGUGCUGCCUAGGGAGAAAGGAUCCUGCUGCUGUCCUGCUCCCUCCUCUGCUCCGCUCCAACAACAUUGAAUUCGUUUCAUUUCAUUUUAUGUACAUACUCCCUGGAUAAACACUGGAAUCACGGAGAUUAGUAGGUUCAGAUUACACGGCCAGCAGCGCUCCACAUAAAAAGCGCGAUUUAUUUUUGUGUAUAAAUUGCAAAAUCUGCAUCCAUUGUACUGCUGUGGGAUGUUCAAUGGAAUGUUUUGGCUUCAAAUUGCAGGCUUUUCUUUUUUGGGUUUUCUUAAUUUGGCAUACAAGUGCGUGCGUUCAUACCACAAACAGGGGCUGUGUGGCUUGGAGCCGAAAAAGGCUUCCUAACCCGGACAACAAUCUCAUCCGUUGGAUUAAAUGUAUGUAUAAUAAGGAGGCUUGUUUGGUGUUGUUUCGAAAA